This is a messenger RNA of [Candida] anglica, 933 nucleotides long. NCBI's taxonomy places the organism in Eukaryota, Fungi, Ascomycota, Pichiomycetes, Serinales, Debaryomycetaceae. The record is from the annotation of a GenBank genome assembly.
AUGGCGGAACUUGAAGUAAUAGAAUCCCCCGAUACAAUCGAUAUUCCUAAGCCAAGCGACUUGGUUCAAUAUAAUAUCAUUGAACCAUUUCAAUAUCUUGAAUCUGAUUCAAAAUCAAGAUCAGUGUUAUUAAUCUUAAAUCAAAAUUUAGAUGGGAUAAAUUUCCAGCAAAUAUGGAAUCAUACUGAAUUAAAAAUUUGUGCUGAUGGAGGUGCAAAUCAAUUAUUCAAUAGUUUCCAAUUAGAAGAAGAAAGAUGUAAAUAUAUCCCACAUUUCAUCACUGGAGAUUUUGAUUCAUUGACUGAACCAGUUAAACAAUAUUAUCAAGAAAGAGGUUCAAUUAUUAUCAAACAAGCAACACAGUAUGCCACUGACUUUGACAAGUCACUUCUGCUUUGUAAGUUGUAUUAUCAUUCAUCAGAACUGAGAUCUUCUAUAAUUGUUUCUCAUUCAAAUAUUUCAACAGAUAAUGGACUUGCAGAUUUAGAAAAUGUAUACCAUAUUCAAUCCGAUGAAGCAACUUUACCCAUUCAAAUAUUUGCAUUGGGUGGUAUUGGUGGUAGAUUUGAUCAAACAAUUGGGUCAAUGCAUCAAUUAUAUAAAUUGAGUAUACUGGCACCUUAUCUUCAUAUUUAUUUCAUUACCAAUUCAGACUUGGUACUUUUACUUCCAAGAGGUAAAAAUUAUAUCUCUUAUGCAUCUAGAAAUCUCUGGAACCAGCAGGACCUUGUUCCAGUUUGUGGACUCUUACCCCUUGGCAAUCAAUCGGUAGUAUUAGAUACAUGGGGUUUGAAAUAUGACGUUCGAAAUUAUGAAACUGAUAUGUUUUCAAGAGUUAGCUCAAGCAAUGGUGUAUGUGGAUCCGAUGGUUUCAUAGUACAUUGUACCGAUCCAAUUGUAAUGAAUUUAGUUGUAGAUCAUCAUUCUAUAUAG